CAUCUUAAUACCUUUUAUGUCCAGUUCUCAUGAAGCUUCUUGGAAGAGAGCAGCAGAUUUACUGGUGGAUGUUGCCAGCCACGGAGAAGCCACUGGGUAUGAGAUGCCUUGUCUCAUUGUAGCAGCUAAAGAUGAUCUGGAGCCUUAUUUGACCGAAAUUCAAGAUUCUACCAGGGUUAGCCAGGAUUUAGGGAUAGAAGCUCCUAUACCCAUCAGCACGAAGCUUGGGGAUUUCAGUAAUUUGUUCCGAAGGAUAGUUAAUGCAGCGGAACAUCCACAUUUGAGCAUCCCUGAAACUGAAGCGGGAAGAAGCCGUAAGCAAUAUCAUCGGCUCGUCAAUCGAUCUCUUAUGUUUGUAUCAGUUGGGGCUGCUGUAGCUGUUGUGGGACUGGCAGCUUACCGUGUUUAUGCUGCGCGGAAGAAUGCAUCGAGCUGAGAAUUGAGAUGGUGUGAUCAUAAUAUGCCAGUCAUGGUUUCAAAUAUCAAGUUUCUCUUGUCUGAUCUCUUGUGCCAUGGUUUAUUGCUUGGUUUUCUGGUAGUGUGCAUAUCUCCGAAUUCCAACAUGGAGAAAAAUGCAAAUAUUUUUGUGAUCGCUGCUUUAGAUCUGUUACAUAUUAGCGGCUUUUCUUUUGUAGCAUCUCAAUUAGAAAGUACUGGACGUGCCUUUUCUUUCGAAGUGGAGAUGCCCCAUUGCUAGCAGGGUUGAUUUGCUGCGAAAUAAAAUGUUUAAAAUAAACUUUGUUUAAGAAACUUGGAAGUAAACAUGAAGCGACCUUUUUAGGGUUAUAUCGUAUUUUAAGGAAAAUUUUAUUGAA
Solanum tuberosum (potato) is the source of this 815-nucleotide messenger RNA. RefSeq names its product mitochondrial Rho GTPase 1-like. NCBI's taxonomy places the organism in Eukaryota, Viridiplantae, Streptophyta, Magnoliopsida, Solanales, Solanaceae. The record is from RefSeq and is a predicted model, not a curated record. Bases 17 to 436 code for a protein of 139 amino acids. The transcript is spliced from 3 exons.